Brassicogethes aeneus is the source of this 1065-nucleotide messenger RNA. Lineage: Eukaryota; Metazoa; Arthropoda; Insecta; Coleoptera; Nitidulidae. The record is from the annotation of a GenBank genome assembly.
AUGAACUCUUAUAGUGAAAUGAUUCCCCCAUAUGAAAGCAGCACUUUCAUAAUGCACAACUUCUCGAAAGCCAAGCUAGAAUCUGAGCCGGUCUACUCCCCACCAUUACACUCAAAUGGUUUAUCAUGGAGGCUGAAAAUAUACCCAGAUGGUAAUGGUAUUGUCAAAGGAAACUACCUAUCUGUUUUCUUGGAGUUAAGCUCUGGUUAUCCGGAAUCAUCCAAGUAUGAAUACAAAGUGGAAAUGCUUCAUCAGGCGGGUGGGGAUUCAACAAAAAAUGUUGUUAGGGAGUUUUCUUCAGAUUUCGAGGUUGGGGAAUGCUGGGGGUACAAUAGGUUCAUACGGUCUGAUCUUUUGGUCAGUGAGGGCUAUUUAAAUGUUCCUUUGGAUACUAUUGUGCUAAGAUUUCAAGUAAGAGCUCCGACCUAUUUCCAAAAGAGUAGAGAUCAACAAUGGUACAUAAACCAGUUACAAGCCAUACAAAAUAGAUAUAUUUCACAGAUCAACGAAUCCAAAGAGAGACUAGCAGGAAAAUUUUGCAAAAAAUCAGAUUCAACCAGAUCCCAAGCUAAGAAUGUCUAUAAACUAAAUAACAAUGAAGAACAUCCAGACAGAAUUCCUUUUACUGACCAUGCUUUCCAGAAAAGUACCAACACAGAAAGCUUCAAGAAAAGUAACACAGCUUUACAUCCUGCAAAAGGGUCUAGCUCAGCUUCAUCCUCAGCUACGUACAUUAAAAACAAACAAUCAGAAAAUAAUACUGAAAAUGGUAAAACUCAAAGUAGGCCUUUGCUAGGGCUUGGAGUAUCAUUGAGCUCACCAAAUUUACUGAACUUUUCCAUGUCUUUAGCCCUCAGCAGCAGCAGUAGUGAGAGCGAUAUAAGUCAAACUGAAUACGAAGCCAUAAAUGAUGACGAGGCAUCCAAUGAUGAUAAUGAAGAAAAUAUAACAGGAAAUGGUGAUUAUUUAAGCGAUUCAAGCGAGUCACAUUGUCCCCACCACGAGACAAGCUGUCAGAUUGCGGAAAGAGAAAUAUGCCAACUUAAAAAAACCAGAUCAAAAUAA